This is a messenger RNA of Neoarthrinium moseri, 285 nucleotides long. RefSeq lists its product as uncharacterized. The transcript has a single exon. The record is from RefSeq and is a predicted model, not a curated record. Bases 1 to 285 code for a protein of 94 amino acids. NCBI's taxonomy places the organism in Eukaryota, Fungi, Ascomycota, Sordariomycetes, Amphisphaeriales, Apiosporaceae.
AUGAAUAAACAGCUCGACGGUCUUACGACCCUCCCAGGAAUGACCCUCGACGGCCCUGAAAAGGUGGGUUUUCGGGUCCCCAGAGUCUGGAAAGAUGAGACCCCUGGCAAGUCUGGGAUGGCAAGUUUGGGACCCCUGAUGGAAGACUCUGCGAUACAACUAGGGAAAUUCGGCUUGCAUGCAGACCCAACGACACGGCUCGAGGAUGCACGCGACAAGGGUCUAGGUCUCCUAGACCCCAUCCUGAAGUACAUACAUUUGCCAUCUGGUGGGUUCUACCCGUAG